AUGGCUAUCGCCCUGUCCAUGGCCGAGAUGUGCUCUCGAUGGCCCGUCGCAGGAGGCCAGUAUUCGUGGGUCGCCCUACUAGCACCGCCACGGGUGUCUCGACAGAUGUCCUACAUCACCGGGUGGUUCAUGCUGACAGGUAUCCUCGCAAUGGGCGCCGUCAACAAUUUCAUCACGUCCAACUUCAUCCUCGGACAGGCGAACCUGGUCUUCCCAUCCUAUACAAUCGAGAGAUGGCACACCGUUCUAGUAUCCUGGCUCGUCGGGCUAGUCGCCCUGGCCGUGAAUAUCUUCAUGCCUCACCUUCUGAACCGUCUCACUCGCUUUAUCCUGUUCUGGAACAUCACCAGCUUCGUGAUCAUCAUCAUCACCCUCCUAUCAACCAACGACAACAAACAACCCGCAGACUUCGUCUUCAAGGACUUCCAGAACUUCACCGGCUGGGGCAGCGCAAUGGCCUGCAUCAUCGGCAUCCUGCAGAGCUUCUUCGGGAUGUGCUGCUACGACGCACCCAGCCAUAUGACCGAGGAGAUGACGCACGCCUCGCGCGACGCCCCCCGCGCCAUCAUCCUGUCGGUCGUCCUUGGCGCCGUGACCGGCUUCGUCUUCCUGGUCACCCUGUGCUUUUGCAUUGGCAAUAUCGACGAGACAGCCGCAUCCAGCACCGGCGUGCCCGUGAUCCAGAUAUUCUACGACUCAACACAUAGCAAAGUCGCCGCCUGCUUCCUCGCCAGCAUGAUAACCGUCAUCGCGGUCGUUGCGUCGGUGAGCUUGCUCGCCGAGGGCUCGCGGUCUCUGUACGCCUUUGCACGCGACCACGGUCUGCCGUUCUCAGGCACACUCGCUACCGUGCAUGAGAGACGAAAGAUUCCGGUGUAUGCGAUUCUCGUCUCGAUAACGGUGCAGAUCGCUCUCAGUGCGAUCUAUUUCGGUACCGUGACUGGAUUCGAGACGGUGAUUUCCAUCGCUACAACAGGAUUCUGUAAGUGGUGCUUGGUUACGGAAUUGCUGGAUGUCUGCUGA
Messenger RNA from Aspergillus terreus NIH2624, 1023 nucleotides. RefSeq lists its product as uncharacterized. Gene Ontology annotation, biological process: transmembrane transport. Gene Ontology annotation, molecular function: transmembrane transporter activity. Lineage: Eukaryota; Fungi; Ascomycota; Eurotiomycetes; Eurotiales; Aspergillaceae. The record is from RefSeq and is a predicted model, not a curated record. The coding region runs from base 1 to 1023 and encodes 340 amino acids. Gene Ontology annotation, cellular component: membrane. The transcript is spliced from 2 exons.